GAAAUAAACAAAAAACAAAUAACAAACUUUGAAUCUUCUUCAAUUAUUAUUUUGUGAUUUGAUUUAUGUUAUCCCGUUACUGUGCUGUGCCUCACUUUUACCCAUAUAUAUGAAACAGUGAGGCAGAUGCCAGCUUAAUUAAAUCUAGAGUUAGAUUGAUUGACUUACAAAGAUGCCACUUUUUUCAAGCAACAAAUUUCUUUCCAAGAAAACCCCUCAGCGCAAAACUUUCCACAAUUUCCCCAAGAGGAAAGCGGGAGAGGAAGAAAAUUUAAAAUUUGAAAUAGAUAAAAUAAGGAUAAAUGUAGGUGAGCAGAGAGCAGUUUUUGAAGAUGGAGAAUGGAUACCAGAGGGCGGAGUUGGCGGCCAAAGAGUUCAAGAGAGUCUACGCAGCAGACAGCAGCUCCAACAGUUGGAGUCGGAAAAUAAUCUGCUUAAACUGAAGAUUGAGGUGUUGUUAGAUAUGGAUGCUGCUAAUGAUUCAAAGAACUGCCAAAACAAACCAAAAACCAUCACCGUCAAAUUGAAAAUAAAACAAAAAGAUCAUGACGGAAAAGAUCAUGAGCGAGUAGAAGAAAUAAAAUGUACAAACAAUGAAAUUUCUAGUAUAAUAGCGAAGAGGUUAAUUGUAGACUAUUUGAAAAAUUGCUAGUUUUAAAAAGUACACUGCGAUCAUUCCAGCAUUGGAAUUAGGUUCUUCUGUUUGCAACCAGGAUUGUGUUUGCACAAAACCGGUUAGAUUUUAUGGAGUGAAUUUGCAGUUAAGUGUAUUGACGUUCCAUUUAAGUUGUUCUUGAAUUCCAAAGAUGUGUUCUGCGAUUUAUUUCACAACCUUUCUGAAAGAUUUGGAGAAAUAGCUUAGAGAUGAACACUGAAGUACGGGAUUGCAGAAUUUACGAUUACCUAACAAAGACGGCAAUAAGUUCAUCGUCCACGGUAGCUUACAAGAAAUAGAGAUUGGCUCUAGUAAAGAUAAACAAAGAUAAAUCUCUGUUUGAGUAUAAAGUUUGAAAUGUUCUCGGAGAGCAAGCGGUCCCAAAAAAAUAACCUGCACAAGAGGUUAAUUGUUAGAGUCACAAUUAAUGUUAGAGAUACAAUCCGCUUGGGAAUAGUUUCCUUUUUUUAUGGUCUUUGUUUGCUUUUGUUAGUAUUGUUUUCCUAUUUUGCAUACUCUGUUGUUAAGCACUAGUAGGGCAAUGUUUUUUUGUGUGUUGUUUAUCUUAGUGCUUGACCAUUUUGUCAUUAAUAUAGUUUUUUAACCAAAUACAUUUUGUAAUGUAGGCCUACAAAUUUAAUUGGUAAUAAAGCUGAAACAUUUCAAUUUAGUUUUGUAAUAAUACUGUAGCCUUUACUUGAUUCUUACUGUAAAUCAUUUGCACAGUAGGUAAGUUUUAUUUAGUCAUUAAAUUUUUAUUUAGUUUUAGGUAAGUUUUAUUUAGUUAGCAAUUGUUUGUUUUCAACUUUUGUGUGUUUUUUUUAUUUUGAAUGCUGCACUAAUUUACUUGUAAUGCCUGAGGUGUAAUAAUUUAAUUUAUUAAAUUUAACAGCUGUUUAAAACUUACAUUUUCACAGCUGACAGAAACGACAGCGGAAGCACAUUUGCAAGACAAAGAAUUAACAAGGCUUCGACAACAAAUCAUGUUGUUGAAAUCUGUGUAGGACAAACAGGAAUGAACUUCUGCAGAAAUUUGUACUGUUUCAUUAAUUACAAUAUUAUAAAUUAAAUCAAAUUUCUUUAUUUUCUGUUUACACAAUUGUCAUUGUCAUUAUUGCUUUUAUCUGUCUAACAUAAAAAAAUAUUUAAGUAAAAUCUAAAAUAACAUGGUCAUCAUGCUUUUUCUUCUUAAAAAUACAAUUAAUUAUAUUGGUAGUAAUGAAUAUAUUGGAUGUAAUGGUUAUAUUGGAUUGCAAAGUGUUUUGUUGUUGGAGUGUAUAAUGAUUGCAAAUGGUGGAAACUUAUUAACAAAUAUACUUAAAUUUCAUGAACUAUUGUCAGUAAGUGAGAGUUGUGUUAAAGGUAAAUCUUUUUUAUUCCAGCCCAAUCAUUGUGUGGAAUUCCUCAUAGUUUUACUGAUUUGUUUCCUUGAGUUGUAACUGAAUAAAAAAUUUGUUUUCCUACAGUUACCUAACAAUGUACAUGUUGUCUCACUGAUUUGAGAAAGCAAAGUGGCCAAUUCGCUCACCAGUGAGACAAUGUUAACAUUGUCUCACUCUAAUUACUUUGUCUCACUCCAGAUUUGCAACGUGAAGGCACGAAAUAGUGAGCGCGUAACAUGCAGGCAACGUUGUAUGCGCGCGAAAUACGUUGGCAGCACUGGCUGUAAAUCAGCUGGUCAGCUGUUGUACUGUUGUAUUUGUCACUUCACAUUAAAUGUUAUAUUAAAAGUUCACUUCUGUGUAAAACUAGGUUAUGUUUCUUCACCAAUUUAUUUGUUUUAUGGUAACUGUAGGAAAAGUAUAAUGUGCAACUCGAGUGCAAAGUGCAAUUGCCUCACUCGAGAAACCAUUCCUCACUCGCCUACGGCUCGUAAGGGUUUCUCUCGAGUGAGUCAAUUGCUCACUUUUCUCACUAGUUGCACAAAUAACUAUUCCACGUUCUAGUGAUUUAUAUUUUUUAUUGUGUCCCCUAACAUUUAUCAGCCUUGGUCUUGGCCUUAAGUUAGAAUUACAAGUAAUGAAAAAGUGUCUGUUGGAUUAGAUUAAGUUUAAGAAUAAAUCUGCAUGUAGUUUA
Molecule: messenger RNA, 2731 nt
Organism: Macrosteles quadrilineatus (aster leafhopper)
Lineage: Eukaryota; Metazoa; Arthropoda; Insecta; Hemiptera; Cicadellidae
Gene: Cby
Product: protein chibby homolog 1
Exons: 4
Coding region: 173-652 (159 amino acids)
Source: RefSeq, a predicted model, not a curated record